CGAACCCUUGUAGUUAAAAAAACAAUAAACGAAUUGAACUUCCGAAACGAAGCCUAAAUAGAUAGAUAGUCGGAAAGCAGAGAGACCAGCUUACCGCUUACGCAAAAAUUUCAGAUACAAAUUCAACAGAAAAUCGAAGCUUCCCUCUUCUCUCUCUCCCUCUCUCUCUAGAAGACUGUUCUGUAUUGAAUUGAAUUGGUCUCUCUCUCUCUCUCUCUCUCUCUCUCUCUCUCAUUGUGAAUGGCGUCUUUAUAACAAUCAAACCCUAAUUCCAAUUCUCUCUCUGACUCUCUCAACAAUGCCAGGCGUUUCGGUGAAGCUUUACAGCGUCCUCUUCAAGUUCCUUCUCAAACGCCGCUUAGAAAACCUACUCGAUUCCUCUCUGAAUCCCAACUCCGCCGCCAAUCCCUUCGGCGUCACCCACCGCCCUGACGACCCCGUCGCCGCCGCCAACCCCACCUUCUCCGCCGUCGACAGCGUAGCCACCAAAGACAUCCACAUCGACCCCCUCACCUCUCUCUCCCUCCGCAUCUUCCUCCCCAACACCGCCCUCUCCUCCUCCUCUCCCCCCAAUUCUAGGGGUAGGGUUUCCCCAAAUCCUUCAAAAAUCCAAACGUUUUCCGAUGAUGGGCUUUACAGGGGUUAUUCCCCGCCGAUUGAUAGACACAGCAGCCGGAAUUGCCGCAAAUUGCCCGUGAUUUUGCAGUUUCACGGCGGAGGGUUUGUGAGUGGGAGCAAUGACGCCGUGGCGAAUGAUUUGUUCUGCCGAAGAAUCGCGAAGCUGUUGGAUGCCAUUGUGAUUGCGGUUGGGUAUAGGCUUGCGCCAGAGAAUCGGUACCCGGCGGCUUUUGAGGAUGGGGUUAAAGUGUUGCAUUGGUUGGGGAAGCAAGCUAACUUGGCUGAUUGUAUUGUUGUUGGAGGUGUUAGGAGAUUUAAUAUUCAUAGGCAGCAAAUUGUUGAUGGGUUUGGUGAAUCAAUGGUUGAGCCUUGGUUGGCUGCUCAUGGUGAUCCUUCUAGGUGUGUCCUCCUGGGAGUGAGCUGUGGUGCUAAUAUUGCAAACCAUGUUGCACAGAAAGCUGUGGAGGCAGGCAAGAAUUUAGAUCCUGUAAGGGUAGUGGCGCAGGUACUAAUGUACCCUUUCUUCAUUGGGAGCAUUCCCACACACUCUGAGAUCAGAUUAGCGAACUCCUACUUUUACGAUAAAACUAUGAGCAUGCUUGCAUGGAAACUCUUCCUACCUGAGGAAGAAUUUGACCUAGAUCACCCUGCUGCCAACCCCCUUGCCUCGGGCAGAGAAAUACCCCUCAAGUACAUGCCUCCGACCUUAACAGUCGUGGCUGAACAUGAUUGGAUGAGGGACAGGGCUAUUGCUUACUCAGAGGAGCUUCGAAAAGUCAACGUGGAUGCGCCUCUUCUUGAUUACAAGGACGCUGUGCAUGAAUUUGCUACACUUGAUGUUCUACUCAAGACACUGCAAGCCCAGGCUUGUGCAGAAGAUAUUUCGAUAUGGGUCAAGAAGUAUAUAUCGCUCAGAGGCCAUGAAUUUUCUUACUGAGGAGAUUGAAAAUUGCAGUUUAGAAACAUUCUUUUUGAUGACGAGGGUAAGCAUCGCAUUACCCGAUUCACUGAGCUGUUUUUUUUUGAGUACUUUUUUCAGUUUUGCUCUUCUUGUGGGCACAUUUUAUUCAUUCAUUCAUUCAUGUUCUUUUUUGUCAUGACAGAGAUGUAUAAUAUUAUGUAUAGGAACAAAUUGAAUAGAAUGUAUACCUUUCUCUUACUUUGUUAUUCUUUACAAA
Molecule: messenger RNA, 1796 nt
Organism: Camellia sinensis
Lineage: Eukaryota; Viridiplantae; Streptophyta; Magnoliopsida; Ericales; Theaceae
Product: putative carboxylesterase 16
Molecular function (GO): hydrolase activity
Source: RefSeq, a predicted model, not a curated record